Messenger RNA from Helianthus annuus (common sunflower), 1702 nucleotides. RefSeq names its product protein ALTERED XYLOGLUCAN 4. NCBI's taxonomy places the organism in Eukaryota, Viridiplantae, Streptophyta, Magnoliopsida, Asterales, Asteraceae. The coding region runs from base 149 to 1369 and encodes 406 amino acids. The transcript has 2 exons. The record is from RefSeq and is a predicted model, not a curated record. Gene Ontology annotation, molecular function: O-acetyltransferase activity. Gene Ontology annotation, cellular component: Golgi apparatus.
AUGGGAAAUGCACUCUUGACCCAAUCUACACCAUAGCAUAAACCCUACCAUUCAAAAUCAAAACUUUGACCCACAUCCUAAGAUUCAGAUCAGAGCAACAACAAGAAGAAACAAACCUCAAAGCUGGCCCUCCCUCCUCUUAUCAGAAAUGGGCAUUAAAGAUCACCAUCCCCAUUCUCUUAGAAGAAAACUGAUUCCUUAUGCUCUCUAUGCUCUGCUUUUCAUUGCCAUCUUUCGCUUAUAUUUCUUCCCUACCCCUGCCUCCCUGCCCUCCACCACCACCACCACCUCUGUUGACCCUCCUCCUUCCACAGGUGUUGUAGAAGAACAAGAAGAGAGCAGUUGUGACUACACCAAUGGCAGAUGGGUCCAUGACAAGAUGGGCCCAAUGUACAACUCAACUGCAUGUGGUACAAUCAAAGAUGGUCAAAACUGUGCUGCCCAUGGCAGGCCAGACACUGGCUAUCUCUAUUGGAGAUGGAAGCCCAACAAGUGUCAUCUCCCCAGGUUUGACCCCAACACCUUCCUCCAGCUAACCAAAGAUAGACACGUGGCAUUUGUGGGUGACUCCCUUGCUAGGAAUCAGUUGGAGUCUCUUUUGUGUAUGCUUGCUACUGUCUCUCUUCCUAACUUGAUUUACACUAAUGGUGAAGAUAACAAGUUUAGGAAAUGGCAUUUUGCAUCCCAUAAUGUUACUGUUUCAGUUUAUUGGUCACCUUUUCUUGUCAAGGGUACUGAGAAAUCAGAACAAGUGCCUUACAACAGGCUCUAUUUGGAUUCUGUUAAUGAUGUUUGGGCGAAAGAUCUAGACGGAAUCGAUAUGGUGGUUUUGUCGAUUGGUCAUUGGUAUCUUCAUCCGGCGGUGUUUUACUACGGCGAUUCGGUACUAGGUUGUCACUCUUGUAAUGAUAAGAACCAUACUGAGGUUGGAUUCUAUGAUGUUUAUGGGAUGGCAUUCAACACUACCCUUAAGGCGUUAGUCAAUAGAGGAACUGAUGUGAUUGUAACUACUUUUUCGCCCGCCCAUUUUGAAGGCGAUUGGGAUUCAUUAGAUGCUUGUUCAAAGACGAAACCUUUCGAGGAAAACGAGAAGAAUCUAGAAGGAAUGGAUUAUGAAAUGAGAAAGCAAGAGAUUGAACAAGUGAUUUCUGCUAAGCAAUCCAAAAGUUUUCGUUUAGAGGCAUUGGAUGUGACUAAAUUGGCAUUAAUGAGACCAGAUGGGCACCCGGGGCCUUACAUGUAUCCGUUUCCUUUCGCAGAUGGGAAACGGGAGAGGGUUCCAAACGAUUGCGUUCAUUGGUGCUUGCCCGGGCCUAUAGAUACAUGGAAUGAGAUCAUGUUAGAUAUAAUGAAAAGAUGGAAUCAUUAAAUAGAAGGUUGUAGGGAACUUGUGAUACAUGGAGCUUCAACAUUGAGAAACUAGGUAGAGGAAACAAUCAAGUAACAUUGAUGAAGAACAUGGCAGGGGAUGGUGCUCCAAGAAAUAGUUUUUAUCCAUGUACAGAUGGAUUACUUAAUAUUUUAUACUCUUAAAGGUAAAUCACAUACAACACCAUGUUACAUAUGAAAAGAAGGCCAGCAUACAUUUGUCUUUUUGAACAUUGAUCUUGUUUGUUUAUGUUGUUUUUCUUGGCUUGUUUAGAUACCAACAGUUGUAUUGUUAUUAAAAUAGUCUAUAGAAAGUCAAUUACACUUAAAUUAA